This is a messenger RNA of Oryzias latipes (Japanese medaka), 2504 nucleotides long. It is a transcript of the gene ric8a, whose product is annotated as RIC8 guanine nucleotide exchange factor A. Lineage: Eukaryota; Metazoa; Chordata; Actinopteri; Beloniformes; Adrianichthyidae. Gene Ontology annotation, cellular component: plasma membrane; cytoplasm. Gene Ontology annotation, biological process: G protein-coupled receptor signaling pathway. Gene Ontology annotation, molecular function: guanyl-nucleotide exchange factor activity; G-protein alpha-subunit binding. The record is from RefSeq and is a predicted model, not a curated record.
AGCUUUUCUGUCCCGGGAACCAUAAACGCAGCACGCGGCGUGCGCAGGUCCGUGCCUAAUCGCGUGUCGUGGCUUUUCGUGAUCCCCAGAUCAUGCUGUCAUCUGUGGGUGGAGGCAGCCCGCAGCGCACCGUCCCGCUCCGAGGCUGAGUCCGCAGCAGGCAGCGGCGCCAGCAUGGACCUGCAGGCGCUCAUCGCGCACAUGGAGACGGGGGAGCAGGACGCGGUCCUGGCGGCGCUGUUGGGCUUCAACAGGGAGAUGAGCCAGUGCUUUACAUUUAGCAGAGCAGAGGAGCAGGACAGAGAGCAUCUGGGCGAGCUGCUGGUUGGUUUUCUUAACAGGGAUCUGCAGCCUUCCUGUCUGCUGGCCUGUUUAGAAACAGUUCGCAUUUUGUCCAGAGACAAACGUUGUGUGGAUCCUUUCAUCAGCCGCUCAGCCAUGUCCACUCUAGCCAGGUAUGCUGGCAUAGCCACGGCUCAGACUGCUGCCGACAGCCAGCCAGGAGAGGGCAAACUAGAGGAUAAAGGGGGAGAUGAGGAAGGGGAAGCAGAUACGCUCAGAGCUGCAGAGAAGGAAGCCUCUCCUCCUGCAGAGAACCCUGAUCUGGAGGUGAUUGUCGAGGCUCUCAAGUCCAUCUGUAACAUCCUGCUUCACAACGAGACUGGACAGGCGGUGGCGGCAGAACUGCAGCUCAUGAAAGGUGUGGCAGAGAGACUGAAACACUGUCGUGAUCCCACGUGGAGCUUUGAGGUGCGUUUCUUUGACUUGCGCCUUUGCUUCCUGCUGACCGCGCUCAGGGUGGACGUGAGGGCACAGCUGGCUCAGGAGCUUCACGGCAUCAGUCUUUUGGGUAACCAGCUGGAUGCUGCACUGGGUCUAUGUUGGCCUGAUCCUCUGGAGACAGCCAGGGUGGGGCUGGUAGGGGUCCCUCUCGAGGAGAUGCCUCCUCUGAGCAGACAGCAGACAGAGCUAGCCAUGGAGAUACUGAAAAUCCUCUUCAACGUCACAUUUGACACAAACAGACGCAAAGUGGAUGAGGAAGAAGCAGCGGAAUACAGACACUUGGGGGCCAUACUGAGACACUGUUUGAUGAGUCAAGCAGAUGGAGAGGAGCGCACCGAGGAGUUUCACAGUCACACAGUCAACUUGCUCGGUAAUCUCCCCCUGCCUUGUCUGGAUGUACUGUUGAUGCCAAAGGUGCAGCAGGGCUCCAUUGAGUACAUGGGGGUCAACAUGGAUGCUGUAAAAGUGCUUCUAGACUUCAUGGAGAAAAGACUUGACCGGGGCCACAAGCUGAAGGAGACUCUCCUCCCGUCUCUAAACCUGCUGACCGAGAGCGCCCGCAUCCACCGCGAGACCAGGAAGUUCCUGCGCUCCAAGGUGCUGCCCCCCCUCCGCGAUGUCAAAAACCGUCCAGAAGUGGGAAACACUCUGAGGAACAAAAUCGUCCGCCUCAUGACGCACAUCGACACCGACGUGAAAGACUGCGCUGCUGAGUUCCUCUUUGUCCUCUGCAAGGAGAGCGUUUCAAGGUUCAUCAAGUACACGGGAUACGGGAAUGCUGCCGGCCUGCUGGCUGCCAGAGGACUGCUGAGAGGAGGCAGAGACUCCGGCAUCUACUCUGAAGAUGAAGACUCUGAGACGGAGGAGUACAGAGAGGCCAAGGCCCACAUAAACCCCAUCACAGGAGUUGUGGAGGAGGAGCAGCCCAAUCCCAUGGAGGGAAUGUCGGAGGAGCAAAAGGAGUACGAGGCCAUGAAGCUGGUCAGCAUGUUCAACAAACUGUCCAGGGGAAACCUUAUCCAGCCCAUGCAGCUCAGCAUGGAUGGGACCAUGAGAGAGAUGACCCCAGAGGAUCUGAAGAAUCUCUCCCACAAUCCUUUGCUGCAGUCAGAAGAACGCCGGGAUGCUGACAGCGAUGAGGAGGACCAAUGAGUCGAUGAGCUGGCAGACGUUUAAAUACAAAGAGGCGUCUUGAUUUAGAUGGUCAGGAUUCCCCCUCCCCCAUGGUGUGUGGUGCAGAUAAAGGUUGUAGUUCUGCUGAUGGGUUUACACAGAGCCCCUCCAGCUGUAGGAGUUUCUUCUCUCCUGAAACCGGUGGGAGCUCCUGGGAGACAGGUGCUCUUUAUGGAUCAGCUGUUCCCUGGGAGGAGUCCAACCACAAACAGACCACACCUCUUUAGAAAUCACCCACGCUUCAAUCCCCGUCUCUGUCUGCCGUUAGUAUUAUCUUUGCAAGUGUUUGUGUGUUCAGGUUUCUGUUGUCGGGCCCAGCCUACGGUGAGGAACAGGACUGCAGCUCUGGAGCUGUGACAAACCGAGGACCGCUGUCUUUAGUCUUUGACGCUGAAUUACUGAUUUCUUUUUCAGAGAAAAUUCUAUGAUCAAGAUGAAUAUAUUUUUAGGAGACGUAUUCUGAUGCAGGGCUUUGUGCUAAAGCCACAUGUAAGCUAAGCUGCUUUGUAUUGUUCUUGUGCAGAUGAGAAUAAAGUUCAUGUAAGGCG